Linepithema humile (Argentine ant) is the source of this 2945-nucleotide messenger RNA. RefSeq names its product Deubiquitinating apoptotic inhibitor (gene DUBAI). Gene Ontology annotation, cellular component: nucleus; cytosol. Gene Ontology annotation, molecular function: cysteine-type deubiquitinase activity. The record is from RefSeq and is a predicted model, not a curated record. Lineage: Eukaryota; Metazoa; Arthropoda; Insecta; Hymenoptera; Formicidae. Gene Ontology annotation, biological process: protein deubiquitination.
AAUAAAUUUUGCAGGAAAUUGCAAGUCUUCAAGAACUAGCUUGUCAAACUGCAUGAAAGGCAUGAUGCAUCUUUCCAUCAAAUAACUAUCUCGAGUAGCAAAUAAUUUAUGGCGCAGAAGUUCGUUUUUUUCCUUUACGCUUUUUCGCCAUCAUGAAAUUUUGAUUUUCACGGGAAUCAUCGUUGAUUGAAGGUUAAUGAGUAAUUCUCAUCGUUAAUUCUAAAAUAGGAUAAGUCACGACGAAAUUUGAGCGUGUCUUACCGUUAAAAUGGAUAUUGAACACGUAUUACAAAACGAUAUUAGACAAUGCUUGCAAAUGAUAGUGUCGGGAAACCACGCUGCCGUCAACGAUGGUUGGUUAAUGCUGAUCAAUCUACGAGAUAGUCAAGAAUUUGGCCAGCUGAUCGAUUAUGAGGAUAUGCUAAGGGACAUCCUCAAGAGUCAGGUGUUGAACACGUCGGAAGUGCCGAAAAUUAUGGCGUGGCUGGCACCGUAUAUAGUAGAAAAACGCUCCGUCAGUCCAAUCUCCAACGAUGUCGCUUUAUUAUUACGGAAUACCGAUAUCAAAGACAUGUCGCACUUGACCGAACUCCUGGAUACAAUGGUGAGCAACAGAGUGUACCUUUCAAGAUCGGCGAAUCAUACGAAACUCUGCGAGGCGAUAGUCAUAAGUUUGUCUUCCUUUCAAAUGCCCUUCGAGGCGAAAAAAAUUCACGAGUUCAACGACAACACUAUCAAGAUUCAAAAUUUUCUCAAAGUGCUAUGUUCAAACACAAAGAACGGAGAACGUGACAUUGUAAUAUUUACUUGUCUUCAAACUUUAUACAAUAUAAUAUCAGAUGUAAACAGAAAACAAGAACCAGGCCCAGGACUCGCUGCCAUACUGCAGUUGGUGGAUUCUUCUGUUAUUCCACAGGCAGUGGAUUGGAUUCUGUCACAAUCACAUUCUGAUCAUCAAUUAGUGCAAGCCUUGAAAGUUUUAUGCAACUGGCUUCCAAAAUAUAAUGGAGAUCGACUUAGCGUCUGGAUAAUGGAGUUCAUACGUGGUUUGGAAAAGCAACAAAAAUACUCGAUUCUUCUUGAACUUACAGAAUCCUCAGUAGAUUUAUUAGUAUUAAUGUGCAGUGUGUUGAUGGUACCAGUAAUUCGUCAAAAUGCUUCCAACAUUAUAUUUUAUAUUUUAAAGAGACAAAGCUCGCCAUCAAUUGUUCAAAAUAUAGUUAAGAGAAUACCAAAAUUGAUAAGAGACCUGAUGAAGGAAGAUUCAGAUUCUAGUAAAGAAUGUAUACAGAAUUUAGUCGACAUUAUGAAAGUAUAUAGCAAAAGAUUUUCAACAUGUAUACCAGCAUGUGGAAGUACAGAAAAUUAUCCUUAUCCCGUGUUACCACAGAUGCAAGUUGUCAAAGAACUUUACAGAGAGCCAAUAUGGAAAGAUGAGACAAAGGAAUUCGAACCAAUUGUGGAACCGGAAAGACAGUUGUCCGGAAAAGUUGGACUCUCUAAUCUUGGAAACACUUGCUACAUGAAUAGUGUACUCCAAGCUUUAUUAAUGACCAGACAAUUCUGCCAAGAAGUAUUAAAUUAUCAUCCUACAAACGAAGCGGGAAAAACACCAUUAUUAGAGAAGCUUCAAAAUUUGUUUGCACUACUACUGCACUCCAAGAGAUUAUGCUUAGCACCGACAGAAGUUUUACGAGCAUCAAGACCUACGUAUUUUCUUCCCGGACAGCAGCAGGACAGCUCGGAAUUUCUCUGUCAUCUUCUGGAUGUUUUACACGAGCAAGAAAAAUCUGCUAAUACAAACUGUGGAGGAAAUGAUAAUGCAGCAACUCUUAAAUGUAAAAUGGAGAAGCAAGAUGAUGAUAUGACAUUGUCGAUGGAACCAACAAAGGGCGUCAUCAAGCGUUGGACGACCGAGGAAGAUCUGACAGAAGGUUUGGCGUUGCAACGGAAAACGCAAUCAUUGGCCGAUUUCACACGAGGCGAAGAGCUAGGACAACGGCUCAGCGAUUCUCACUCGGAUUCGACAGAUAGCGGUAUACAGUCAGUUGGUGGAGAAGAAACGAACACAUAUACAUCCCUUGUACAUAGGGUACUGGGCGGAGAGUGUCAAAUCACCUACCAAUGCGCGCAAUGUGACACCAGCUCUCGCAAUACGGACAAAUUUCGCGACUUGCAAUUGUGCUUCCCCGAGGAGAUACAAGAGAAUCAGGAAGUCUCCGUUCAGGAUCUCAUAAAUUAUUAUCUCACGCCGGAGAAGCUAACGGGCGAGAACAAAUAUCGAUGCGACAAGUGUACGAAAUUGUGCGAUGCGCAGAGGAUUAUCACAAUUCUGCAGGCACCUGCACACUUGGUUUUAACGUUAAAACACUUCCGAUACGAUUUCGACACUCGAUUAAGGACGAAACUUCGACAUAAGGUAGUAUAUAACGAUACCAUACAGUUGCCGGUAUCGGCGAUAUCGUGUACUAUAGCCGAGACGUAUCAAUUAUAUGCUGCUGUUGUACAUUCUGGAUACAGUAUGGAUUACGGACAUUAUUUCACGUACGCCUGUGAUUCUAAGCAGAAUUGGUACAAAUUUAACGACAAUUACGUACGACAGACCACGUUCGAGGAUUUCAAGAGUUUGAAACCCCCGGACACGCCCUACAUAUUGUUUUACGUAAAAUCGGGAACUCACGACGGAAUCUACGAAGACGACAAGCCCGAAUUGUCCACUCUUAGUAAACGUCUGCAGGAAUUGAUAGCAAAUGACACCACCGAUUAUAUAGAAGAGCUGAGACGUCAAGCAGCAGCAUCGCAACGUAGCCAGCUUCCAACGAGAUCUUUGAGGCAGCAUAACAAUUCCGACGAUGAUAAUCCGCCACCUAGCAGCUGUCGCGGUGCAACCGAUAUCCCGGUGAAUCGCUAUCUCUAUUAAACGAGCGGAUCUAUUAUAUGAACGG